Molecule: messenger RNA, 2448 nt
Organism: Sporisorium graminicola
Lineage: Eukaryota; Fungi; Basidiomycota; Ustilaginomycetes; Ustilaginales; Ustilaginaceae
Exons: 1
Coding region: 1-2448 (815 amino acids)
Molecular function (GO): phosphatidylinositol binding
Source: RefSeq, a predicted model, not a curated record
AUGGGCGGGGAGCGUUUCUGGCCCAAGUCCAACGACUUCCCAGACGAAGUGCUGAAAUGCGAACGCAUUCUGCGCGCAUUCACCGUCGACGGCAUCGAGGCCAAACCCACGGCCACUGCCAAUUCCACUACCGAUGACGCCGACACAAUUGUCGAGCACGACCCCAAGAAGAACAGCUUCAUCCACAAGAAGCGCAAAGUGCUGCGAAAGAUCCCUCCUGCGGUCAUCAAGCGUGCCAAAGGCAUCGUCAUUUACACAGCCAUGCGCAGCGGCAUUGCCCCCUUAGGCGGUGCAGGCGGAGCGGGGCUCAUGCUCGCCCGUCUUCCCGACGGCAGCUGGAGCGCCCCCUCCUCUAUCAGUCCCAACAAUUUGGCCGUCGGACUUCUCCUCGGCUUCGACAUUUUCGACGUCAUCCUCGUCGUCAACACCGACCGAGCCAUGGAGUCGUUCAAAUCGCAUAAAGUCACGCUCGGCGCGGAAACAGCCGUAGCCGCCGGUCCCUUUGGUACGGGUAUUAGCGGCGAGAUGGGUAUUGAUCGCAGUCCUGUCUUCUCAUAUGUCCGCUCACGCGGUCUGUAUGGAGGCGUCGAAGCCAUGGCGCAGGCGUUCUUGCACCGAUUCGACGAGAACGAGCGCAUCUACUACUGGCCUGGCAUCACUGCGCACGAUAUUUUUGCAGGCAAGGUGCGCAAGCCCCCGCUUGUCGAUCCGCUCUACCGUGCGCUGCGCGAUGCUGAAACGGGUGUCGCGCAGGGUGACUCGCUCGAACGCACCGUCUACGAGACCGUGCACGCGCCGCCCAAUGUUGCCGUCAAGCAGCUGCAGCAGGAAGAAUCUGCGGAGCUGUUGCAGGAUGGCGAGCGGUUGAAGCUUCCACCCACGCCGGAAGAGCUGGAAGCGAUGGAGGAGGCGGGCAUUCCGGACGACUUUGAUCUCGAGUUGGAGAAGAAGGAGCGGGAGGAAGCAGCGAAGAGGGCGGAGCAGGAGAAGAGGGAGAUCAUGGCGCUGCCGCCACCGCCCAAGCACAAGAGUGUAGUGGGCUAUUGGCAGUCGAGAGGCACCACUCCGGGUGGGAAGAGACGCGUGGCUCCUUCGCCGUUGCAUGCUGAGAGUAAGGCUGAGGAGGAACAGACGGUGGAUGCGGUUGGGGAAGAGGGCAAGUUGGACAUGAUUGAUUUGGACGAGCCGAGUCAACCGCCUCUGCCGCCUCGCCGUGUGCCGGAGGCUGGGCACGACACGCUGGCCGAGGAACUGGAAGGAACGACGCUGGAUACUCCUUUCGAGUCGGCGAAGGAGCUCGGAUCAUCCCCAGCUGAGGAUGGAGAAGCAGUGACCUUGAUCGGCGCUGACCCGCUUCCCGAGUCAACCUCUCGACCAAGCACACCCGUUUCCGCCAUCCCCAUUGAGCUGGCACAGUCAGCAGACUCCUUGUCGCGAUCAACGUCUCUGACGCGACCGUCUCGUCCCCCACGUCGUGGUGCCGCUGCUGCCAAUGCUCCCCGCUCACCCACCACGACUUCCCCCACCACCACCCCUCCUACCCUUCCUACCACCUCCCCACCUCUCCAGCUGUUUUUCGACUGGGACGAAACCAUCACGGCGUCAGACACACUCUCGCUCAUCGCGCCUCCCGAGACGAAGCAGCUCCACGGGCCGGCGUUCCCGUCGUACACAUCAGCGUACCUGUCGGACCUCUCUGAAUACGAGUCGCACUUCGGAGAGCGCACGGACUGGCCGCGGCAGCUGGAGUUUCUCGCGGGGAUCGAUACUGUUGAGCAGGCGUCCGUAGCGCGUGUCGAAGACGGAGGCCUGUUCAAGGGUAUGUCUAACGCCGAAAUGCUCGAACGUGCCGAGACGCGCGUCGAGUUCCGUUCCGGCUGGGACGCAUUUUACGAAUGGCUGGGCGGACACUCGGACGUACGCGCCGACAUCAUCAGCGUUAGUUGGAGCGCUGCCUUCAUCCGCCACGCCAUCGAGCACCAACGGCAACCAGGGGUGAUCGGGACCGUGUACGCAAACGACGUCGAGAUGGACGGCGGUGUGGGCACGGGCAAGUUGACAAAAUCCAACGAGGGCGCGAUCCGAACCGCGCUGGACAAGCUGCGUGUCAUGCGGGCUCACCACGCGGCGCCCGCGUCGGUGAGCGUGUACGUCGGCGACUCGUCCACCGACCUCCCUUGCCUCCUCGCCGCGCACUACGGCCUGCUCAUGAAGCCAAAGAACGAGUUCGAAGGGUCGUCGAUCAGCAGCGUGCUCGAGACCACAAAGCCGCCGAUUAGGACGUUUUAUGCAGACCACACGGAGUUUGUCAACUCGCACACUCCUGAACAGACGGGAGCAGCAGAGGGAGGGGAGAAAGAGGGGACGCUGAUCAGGGUAGAUGACUGGACACAGGCGUUGGAAGUGAUCCAGCACAUUCAGCUGCUGCACCAGCAGGGCAGUUCGUGA